GAAACUUGAUUCCAAGGGAAAGGAUAUAGUUGAGACUUAAGCGCUUUGAGAUGGCCCAACGGUAUUAUGCUCCGAUGCGUAAUCGCUACUCCAGCGAAAGGGACCACCCGGUUGAGCGCUACCGAGAUUACGAGUGGGACGGGAAGCUCUUCCUCAUGUCCUACGUCACCGAGUUUUACAGUAAAUGGAUGAACGCCUAUGCAUAUGGGGGAGCUACCCAUCACGAGGGGAUCCAAAAGCUCAUCCACACUUUACCGUCUCCUUGGGAUGAGUGGACCGCUCAGGCAUCUCGGUUUUUCAUAUGGUAUAGCCCGCCCGAUUACACCGCGCGAGGAGAUUUGGUUGGCCUUAUAAAGGUGCUGCUUCCGGCCAUGACAGCGGCAUUUGAUGGACCGCCACGUGAUCCACCUCCACAUAUCUAUCCGCCGGGUACAGCCCGCAUGCGGAAGUAUCGAUGCGACAAGGAGCCACACGUCUCCCGUGUUCCUAAGAGAAGGAGACUCGGGAUGCGUGUCGCAGCCCCUCUAAGAAUCGACAGAGAGGUCAAUGGGAGGUUUGGGAUGACCCCUCCACCCGCGGGUGUCGAGGAGGAAAGUGAGGAAGAGGAUCCCGAGGAAGAGGACCCCGAAGAGGAGGAGGACCCAAUUAGAGAGAGCGUUGGAGAGACCGAGGAGAAGGAGGAUGAGGAUGGAAAUGAUUAA
Messenger RNA from Salvia splendens (bonfire salvia), 701 nucleotides. RefSeq lists its product as uncharacterized. The transcript has 2 exons. NCBI's taxonomy places the organism in Eukaryota, Viridiplantae, Streptophyta, Magnoliopsida, Lamiales, Lamiaceae. Bases 51 to 701 code for a protein of 216 amino acids. The record is from RefSeq and is a predicted model, not a curated record.